UAAUCAAACUUGUUUAGGCUUAGGCUUAGGUGUGUAUCAUACACUGUAUGAUAUGCCAAUAUAGGCAUGGGCCGCAUGAAAAACUUACUAUAUUCUAUAUCCUGAGGGGCCGCAAUAAAAAAUCAGUUGCAAAACAGCUUACUAGUUUUAUGAAAAUUAGAAGCAAUACAAUAGUUCAAUAAUAAAUGGCAUAGAUGUCCCUUAGUUGCGGCUUAGUUAGCUAAAUUUGCAGUACAUUUUCAUAAUUAAAAACUACUAAGAUUGCGCAUUUUUUCUUUGUCCUGAUGCUUGACAUAUUUCUGGGUUACAAGUGUAUUAAUAUCGGGUGGAAGUUUGUUUGUCACUCAAGUCACUGACACUAUCAUCACUGACAACAAAUUUUGAUCAGAUAAUCUUGAACGGUGAGGUGAUUUGUAGCUUUCAUUAUAGAAAAGAACUGCUCACAGAGAUCAGUGCUUGCAAAAAUAGCUAGAAUUCUUGCUGCUAAUUUCCGCAAUUGAACGUACUGUUUAGGUAAAUAACUAAAUUUUGGCGCAGCCACUUUAUUCUUCGCUUUCAACAAAGAAUCUAACUGCUAUUCUAUCAGCUCUAGUUGCACAUUACCAGCAGCAUUUUCAGAAGCAAAUGAAAAUGGAGAUAAAAACAACGAAAAUUCUUGCUCGUAUCAAACGAAAUCAUGAAAACGCCAGUGAAAGCAUCUACUAACGAUUCCAGGUGUAAGACAUAUUUACCAAAUGUUGUAGCCGUAUUUAAUCUUUUUAGUUCCUGACUAGUGAACAAGAUUUUCUCUUCUUAUUUGAUUUAUCCACAGUCGUAAUUUUGCUUGAAAGCACUUCACAUGAUCACACACAGUUGUGACAAUUUAGUCUUUACUUUGAAGUUUCAAAUUCAAGUCAUGCAGGUGACCAGUGAGAUCAAUUGCAAAUGCCAAAUCCUGAACCCAUUCGUCAGUAUGGAAAUGUUCAACAGGUUCACCUUUCAUGUUCAGAAACAAUACAAUUUCUUCACGCAGUACAACAAAUCUCUUCAAUUCUUUAUGACUGGAGAGCCAGCAAAUUUCGUGUCCAAUGUCAUUCAGAAACAUUGAAAAUUGGCGAUGAUUUAAGCCACUUGUCACGAAUAAAAUUGAUAGUGACUGAAACUAGUCUUAUGACAUGCUGGAAUUGUAAUUGCUUUGUGCAUUAUGUUUCUUGGUGAAUGAUGCACUGAAAAUGAGCAAAUUUAAAAUUAGCAUUAUUUUAGUCUCUCUUAUUUUUGCAAGUAGCUUUGCAUCAAAACUAUUUCAUAAUGGUUAGUGCUCUAUCCGUUGUUAGACUAGCUAGCUUUACCAAAGGUAAAUUGUUCUGCAAUAUCACCUCCUGUAAUUUCUCAAAAACAUCCUCGCUUGUUGUUGUGGUGUUAUGUGUAGAUAAUCAAGCUGAAGUAGCUCCUCGUGUAUCUCAAAAUUCUUGUCACAAGCCCUUAUGAGUAUAGCCAACUGUGCUAUACCCGUUACAUCAGUUGACUUAUAGUGAACCAAUGAGAAUAUUUCAAAAUCUAUUUUGUUCUUUAAUUGUUCACACAAGCUGACUUACAAGUCAAUUAUUCUAUCUGCCACAGUGUUACUAGUUUAAGUUAUUUCUUUUAAUGCUUUCAACUUUUCUGGACUUCCGCAGCUUUAAAGACACACUCCUUCAUAAAAUUCCUUUCAUUAAAUGAUUCGCUAUGGCUUGCAAUAAAGUUUGAAAAAAAUGUAGCUGGCUUUCACCGCAGACUCAAUCUCGUUGUUCAGUUUAACAAAUACAAUUUUUCAUUUCAAGUAACUUGUCAUCUUUUAUUUUCCAGCGUAAUAGUUUAAGUUAAAACAUUAUUUUGAUAAUUUUUGAGGUGGCCAAGCGGGCGCAUGCAAGGUGGUCGCGGGCCUCAUGUGGCCCCAGAACGCCGUGUUUGACAUGCCUGAUCUACAAGAACAAAUGCAUCACAGUAUUCACAGCCAAGUAACCACAGUUACCACAGUGUCCACUGACCACAGUAGACGAGUAGACAGUAGUCUUGAGUAGUGACACUAGUCACUAACUAGUAGACUUAGUAGUUUAGUGACAGUUUUAAAAGUAUCAAGUUGAAAAGAAAUCUUGACUAGAUAUAUAGGCCUAUAAAUAUCUAGAUCUAGCUCUCAGCCCUGGCUCUAGGACUCUACUCUCUAGAUCUAGGGACAGGGUUAGGUUGCAGCUACAUUAGCCUUGUGGCAUUCAGAAAACAAUAUCAAGACUUGGUUGCAUCACUUCAGUCCAAACAAUGGAAGGUGGAAGAUGGGGAUUGGUGAUCAUUUUUGCAGCUUUCAUGAUUCAAGUUUUAACUUUUGGCACCACUGCAGCUGUUGGUGUCUACAACAUGGAACUGUUGGACUAUUUUGGUGAAGAAGCUACUGUGCAGGUUUCAUUAAUUGGAGCGAUAAACUAUGGAAUUUUUCUUGGAUCAGGUCCAAUUGUCAGUUUCUUGAUGACAAAAUUUACUUACAGGCAGAUUACCUUGUUUGGUUCACUGCUUACUGUAAUUGGUCUUUUGGGCAUGCCCAUUUUGCCAUAUAUACCUUCAUUGUGUAUCUGUUUCGGAUUACUCACCGGAUUUGGUAGCUGUUGUUGCUAUGUCCCAUCACAUGUGCUGAGUGGGUUAUACUUUGAGAAAUAUCGUAGCUUAGCAACAGGUGUGACAACCAGUGGCUCAGGCCUGGGUGGUGCCAUCAUGCCAGUCAUAGCUGGUCUCCUCAUAGACAUGUAUUCAUGGAAAGGCUCUUUGAUUGUGGUGGCUGGUCUAUGUUUGAAUUUGUUUGUCUUCUCUUCCUUGUUGCGUGAACCACCUCCCUUUGUUUUAGAGGAAAUUGUUGAGGAGCCAAGUGUUCAAAGCAAUCAACUCAUCUCCAGCACACAGGCAGUCAGCAUUUCCCCUACAUAUGUUGAAAGUGAUAGUAGUGUUUUGGGAUUAGGUUUGAACAGGAAGGACUACGUCAAUAAUGAUGAUGGUACAACUGUGGAUGCUAAGCCUUUAGUCGUAAAUAAUGAACCCAGGGAAAUUGAUGCAGAAAUAAAGAAAAAUGCUCAAAAUGAUGCCAAUAAUUCAUAUGAUUUUAAAAAACCUUUGCUUGAUCGCUUGACAAAUCAUCAUUCCAUAUCCCUGAAUUCACUUUCAGCUGUUGGUGCUACAAGGGGCUCUAGCCUAUUGGUUUUGGACAAGUCAAAUCACUCGAAAAUGUCUACACAAGAAACUAAAUCAGAAUCUCCACCCUUAAAACCUCCAAAGUCUUCAAGACACAUCUUUAUAUUCACACACAGUGGUUUCAACAUUUACUUUCUCAGCAAUAUCAUGUGGAAUGCUGGAUUUUCCAUUGUCAAUUCCUUUGCCCCAGAAUUUCUUCGAGAGAGGGGGAUGUCACCUAUUGUUGCAGCCUAUCUUGUUGGCGGUUGUGGAUUUGGUUGUUUCUUAGGAGGCAUAUUUGGUGGAGUAUUUGGGAAUUUCAAAUUUGUGAACAGGCAAGCUUUUUAUAUUGUUUCAAACUUGCUGUGUGGCUUUACAUUAAUUAUAUUUCCAUUCUACGAUGAUAUAGUCUUCUAUGCACUGUGUCUCAUAGGAAAUGGACUAUUUUUUGGUGUUAUAUUAGGGCUUCUCAUUAUCCUACUGACAGACCUUAUAGGUGUGGAGAGUUUAGAAAAUGGACUUGGUUAUCUCAUGCUAUCAAAUGGAGUUGGUACAUUUAUUGGACCACCAUUAGCAGGUCUCAUCAAAGACAACACAGGUGAUUUUGAUGGUGGCAUGAUAUUUGCUGGAGUCCUGUUCCUGUUUGGUGCUUUCAUCAUGCUGCUAAUGCCCUGCAAGCAGGUGUUCACAAAGUGUUCCACUAAGUAACCUCUCUUUGUUUUGUUUCUUAGGUUUAUAUCUAUACGAUUUUUCUAUCAUUUAUUUAUUGACAAAUAUAUAGUAACUUAUUUUAUCAUUGAAUAUGUAUAUCUUGACAGUUGAGUAGGGACAUUUUUGACUACCAGUGAAGGCUGUGUUUUUUUAUUACCAGUGAAAGCUGUGUUUUUUAAUGUUGUCAGUUGGGCAUUGUAUUGGUUACAUGACACCUUAAUUGACCAUUGGCCACUUGUACUUGUACGUAUAACUUCCCAAAGGCACUUUACCUUGAUCUUGAAGUCAACACUUUUUUGUUUCAUUUCUCAAAAUAAUGGCUUUUAUUUUGUUUUAUUUUACAACAAAAUAGUGACACAACAGUAUAUCCUUUCUCCAACUAAUAUUUAUUUAUUUAUAGUUAUUCCAUUUUUAUAUUAUCAUGAUUAUCUAUUAUCAUGACUAUUUAUAUUCUUUUAAAGGGAAACUCCGAUGGUUUUGACAAUUUUUGAUAUAAUAUGUGUUUUGAUUUAUAGACAAUGAAUAUAUUAUCCUUUUUUUUUUAUUUGCAAGAAUAACUUAGUAAUUGAUGUUUUUGUGACAUAAUUUUUCUGCGCAUCCAAAACAGUCAGAUUUUCACUGAAUUUCUGUGUGACGUCACGAGUGUGCACUCAAAUCCUAUAGAUAGGGAGGCGAAAAAAAAAUAUCUUUGAUAAAAAAUUUUUUCGUUAGGACAUCAUUAAAAUACUUUAAAAGAAAUUUCUAAUGGUGUAUAAAUUAUGACUAUAUGUUUGACAGUAAGCAAGUUAUGAUUUUUUUGUGCCGUUUUGACCUAACAUUGGUUGACAUGGAAAAAGUGAUGAGAGAGCUUGUCGCUGGCUCAGCCGGCGAGACACACCCCCAAGGUCAAAAGUUAAAAAGUUGGAAUUGAGUUUCGUAGACGAUAGAUCUACUUAUUAAAUAAGAAAUUUAAUAGUAGAUCUAGUAUUCGUAGUAAAUUUCUAACUCACAAAUCUGAUUUCAUUUAUAUUUAUGAACUUCAGUUGUUUAAAAUGUCUCAGUAGUAUCAUUAAUUGAAUUCUUUGGCCUGGAAAUCCAAUGUAUUGUUGGUACUGCACCUGGUAUUAACUUCAAUUGUUUUCAAAUCCCAUUUCCACAGCAAUGAAGUUGCUGAAACAGCUUCUCUCAAAAUGGUUUGAGCAUAAACAGGAAUUAGCUAAUGCCUUUGAUUUCCGCCCAGUAGCACUAACACCUAUUGUUAUGAAAUGUUUUGAAAAAUAUAUCCUUAAACAACUUGUAGCAAAAGUCAAUAACAGCCUAGACCCUCACCAAUUAGCAUACAAAGCAGCUAGAGGAACUGAGGAUGCCAUUCUAUUGCUUUUGGACCAGCUUUAUAAGCAUCUCGAUAUACCCAAAACAUAUGCACGAGUCCUCUUCGUAGAUUUCUCCUCGGCUUUCAAUACCAUACAGCCACAUCUAAUGAUAAACAAACUGAGUAACUUAAAUGCAAGCCCUUACUUGCAAGCAUGGGUUCUAAACUUUUUAACCCAACGGCCCCAGUAUGUUAAAGUCAACAACACCAAAUCGUCAACUCGAGUACUAUGUACGGGUGCUCCACAAGGUUGUGUACUUUCUCCUGUACUAUACACUCUUUACACUAAUGAUAUAAGAAGCAUCUAUGACUCAGUUAAACUCAUUAAAUUCGCUGAUGAUACUGCCAUAGUCGGUCUUAUUUCAGGAGAUGAAACUCAGUAUCGAAGCUAGAUAGAAGAGUUUACAAACUGGUGCACCGACAACUUUCUAGAACUGAAUGUAACAAAAACUAAAGAACUUAUAAUAGAUUUUAGAAAGAAAAAACAAACUAUACGUGAACUGCAAAUAAACACUACAUCUAUAGAACAAGUAAAGGCUUAUAAAUAUCUGGGCGUUAUCAUCAACAACAAGCUUUCAUGGGAAGACCACCUUGGAACUUGACAAAGAAAACAGCCCAGUGACUCUUUUUUCUAUACAAACUCAACAGUUUUAAAUUAAACAAGAAGAUCCUUGAGACAUUUUACGGCGCGACUGUACAAAAUCUGCUAACAUAUGGAAUAAGUUGUUGGCAAGGCAACGCCUCAUCUAAACUGUUGCAACGUCUAGAAAACAUCAUUAAAAAAGCAUCAAAAAUUACACUCACAACAUUACCACAUUUAAAGGAACUUUUUGAACAAACGUGCCUAAGAAAAAUCGAAAAAAUCUUGGAAGACAACGGCCACCCGCUCCAUCAGAACUACGCCAGGUCGUCGCGAAGUGGGCGACUGCUGUCAAUCAAAACAAGAACGGAGCGGUACAAAAACUCUUUCGUACCUCACUCGGUCAGACUCUAUCACCGCCACCCAUUGAUCAGGGAACAUGAAAUGCACCAAGAUACCUGUGUGUAGUCGCUGAAUGAACUCUUUAUGUUGUCUGUUGUAUUUAUGUGUAUUUUUCUGUUGUGUUGUCUUUAUAUGAGAAACGAGUCCUUGUAAUCACAACAAAUUUCCGUAAGGAUCAAUAAAGCAGUCUUAGUCUUAGUCUUAGUCUUAGUCUCUUAAAAAUAUUUGCUCUUCAGGCGAAUAAUUUUUUCCCAUUUUCCCUUUAAAACUUCAUCUCUUGGAAACAAAUGAAAAGAGACAGUAAUUUCAGUAUCAGCAUACUUGCUGAUUUUAUCUUUGUGAUUGGAACUACUGCAACAAGCUGAAUAACAAUAUUUCAUUUUCUUCAAGUAGAAAUAGAGGUUUAGAUCUAGAAUAUUAUUUAUAAACAAAGACCGAUUAUAAAUCAACGUGGAGACUACAUCUAGCUGUGAAGCGUAACAAUAAAUGCGAUCUGAUAGGUCUAGAUCUAGACUAGAGAGUUUAUCGGUUAUACAGGUCUAGAUCUAAAUUUAGCCAGCACCCUUGUGACGUCACGUUUUUAAAAACUAAAAACAUCUCGCAGAACCCCGUUUUUUUGGGGGCGUGAAGAAUUUUCUGUCUAAUUUAUUAAAUAUAAAAUUUUCCGAGCAUUUAAAUAAAAAAUGAUAUAAUGUUUACUAUUACAACUUUUUACGCAGAAUUUAAAUAUGUCAAUAACUAAAAUUUGAAAAACUAUCGGAGUUUCCCUUUAAGAUCUUGAAAACUUUUUUAAUGACUUUGUUGCCUACAAAGUAUUUCACAAGUAGUUAGGGAAGAUUUUCUUUUUCAGAAAUGUUUAAAUUAAGAAAAAUAAUUUUAUAAAUAAUUGCAUUUAAUAUUUACUUUGAAAAAAAGAAAGUGUUUAGGCAUAAUCUUUAAUAUACAUACUAAAUUAUAACUUCAGUAACUUAUUAAUUUAAUUUUUUUUAGCUUUGGUCUGCAUUGUGAAAAUUGAAAACUUUUUAAAAAGAAAAUAUUUUUAAUAAUAUACACUGAUUUUGAAUAUGUUGAUGUGGUUUUUUCAUAUCUGUUGUGGCAUGUUAUAUAUAUAUAUAUAUAUAUAUAUAUAUAUAUAUAUAUAUUAUACACACAUACAUAUAAUGCACAUUACAUUGUAGUGUAAUCUAGUUAUUCACUGUAUUAAAACUUUCUAAUUAUUUGACAGAUAUUUAGCCUUUUUAGUUACUUUUUAAGUCUUUUUUAAAGAAACCUUUUCCCCCGUCAAUAUUUUAUUAGCUGUACAUAUAUAUAUAUAUAUAUAUAUAUAUAUAUAUUAAAUGUUAUUUUAUUCUGAUAAUAUAGACAUCUGAAAUUUUGUAAGGAUGUUUUCUUUAAUCAAAACUUACUCAUUUCAGUUGAUAGAAAAAGUAAAAUGAUUAACUAAGACUAAUUCAUAGAUAAUAAAAGUACUAUAACAAUCAAUGUUCUAUUAAAGAUAAGAACAAAUUUUAUGUUUAUUAGGGUCAUCCCAAAAGACUAAUUAGCUUUAGAUUUGUAAUUGAAGAAAAUUAUUCAUUUCAAUGUGAUUAACUAUACAUUGUAAAGUAAAAAUGAAAUAUUUUAGGGUAAAAUAAAUACUAUAUGUUCACAUUGCUUAUGUGUGAAAGCUGGUAACCAUAUCAAUCAUUGAUACUUAAAAGGAUUCUUGUAACUUUAUUGAGCAGAUUUUAUUUUUUGGUAUUGGUGUUGAAGAAUUUGUAUUUGUUUUGCCUGUGAUAUUACCCCAGGAAUUUUUACAGAAAAGUUUAGGCUAUCUUAAAGGCUAAUCAGCCUCAUUUUUUAAAGCUUGAUUUGGAAAAAAAAAAAAUCCAAGUUUGUUUCCUAAUAUGGAAAUAGAAAAAAAAAACAUGUUAUCAUGAUACAGUAGACAUUGUGCUUCUGGUAUUAUUGUAUGCAACUUGUUGAUGAACUCAUUUCUUUCAGGCAAAGGCCAACAUGAUAUUUUUGUAAAGUUUUUGUUUAUUUUUGUUGUAAAAGAUAAACAUUUUAAAAUAUUAUUCAUUCAUUUGAGAGAUUUAUUUGCUCAAUGUCCAUAGUUUCAUUGUAUUGAUACAUUGGGUAACAUGGAAUAAUUUUUUAGUAAAUUUUAACAUUGUAUUAUGUUUUAGUGAAUAAAAACAAACAAACAGGUAAGCUGGUGCAACAAAGUAGAGGCUUUUUAUUUCAUUGGAGAAUUUAAAAAAGAUGAUUCUUUUUUUAUCAUCAAAGCAGCAAGCAUGGAACAUUUCACAAGUACCAGUCCCUUCAUAAAUGUUCACCAGAAUUAAAGCAUGUAUGUCUUGUACAUUUUAGUCAUUGAAACUUAAAAAUGUCAUUUGUAUUCUCUCUUUGGUAUUAUGUUAUGCAAUAGUUUUUGAAAAAAAAAAAUUAGAAUCUCUAAAUUUUUCUAUUAUAAUUCUAUUUUUUGGUAAUGAAUUUGGAUUUGAAUAUUUAUUUGGUUAUACUGAAUGAGUUUUUUUUUACAAUUGAACUAUCUCUGGACUGUAUCAAGACUCAUUGAAAUUGUUUAUAUCAAAGUUAUAUGUUGAUGUGUUGUAUUAACUUUUUUUUACUAUCAUCUACAAACAGAGAAUGCAAGCUGAAAUUUAUGAUAACAUUUUUUGGGCAUUUCAUGACUUGUGGUGCAAUACAGAAGGAGCAGGGGAGCAGAGGGAUAGUCUCUCUCACUUCAUACAUGUCUAUUUUAACACUUUGAACAGAUUGUGUCUACUUUUGAUAACAUUGAUUGCUUUUCUUUUUUUCCCUUUGACUUGAAGUACUUACCUCUUGACAACUACAUUGACAUUUUUAUUCCAGAAUAUUCAGUUAAUGAUAUGAUUACAAAAGUCAUGUGAUGAUUAUAGGAUUUCAGCAUAAGUGCAUAAUAUAGAAAAAAUUCUGAAAGAAAAAUUCUUAAGAAAAAUUAAAUUAAGAUUUCUACUUAUAUCACAGUUUUGAUUUUGAUAUUAUUUCCUAUAUUGGUUAAUAAUUUGGAUGUCAAAUGGAAUAAUGUUUUGUGCAAAAUUGAAACUAGAAAGUUUAAUUUUAUUAAGAGCAAUAUCAGAUUUGAAAUGUAAGUUUUCUUUGUGUUUACAAUCACAAAAAAUGUAAAUAAACACAAGAAAGUUAUAAAAAUGCAAAAUUUUUGGGACGAAAGGGUCAGUGUUUUAGAUAAGAAUUGUUUUACAAAUGUAACAAAAAAACUAAGAGAAGUAUUUUGUGACUUUGUCCUAUCCCUCUCUCUCUCUCUCUCUCUCUUUCUCCCUCCAUCUCUCUCUGUCUCUCUCCCUCCAUCUCUCUCUCUCUGUCUCUCUCCCUCCAUCUCUCUCUGUUUAUUUCCCUUUGACCAACUUUUUAUUCUGAUAUUUAUCUUGUACACCUGAAAUAUUUGUUACUUCAAUGUUUUCAGAGAAUGUAUACAUAAUACCUUCAUUUUGAUUGUUAAAACUGAACAUUGGAGCAUUUAACUGAUAACUUUUUGUUUUGUUUUCCUUUUUUUCUUUGAUAUAACUGAAGCUGCCAAUAUUCUGCCAAUAUUCUAUCUUUUCAAUUAAAUCCGCACAUUUUUUCGUGUGAUUUUAGUAUUAUUAACAUCUAAAAAUACUAAUUAGUUUUAUUGAAACAUUGUUGAUAUUCAAUACAUUAUGAAUUCUUUCUAUUAUUGUGUAGUUAUUUAUUUAGUUUCUAUAUAAUAUUGCUUUGUUGAGUGGCAAACAACAACUCGUACACAACUCAUUUAUAGAAUUAUCUUUUUACAAUUUGUUUGGAUCAUUAUUAUUUUUUUCUUACGGCCAUUACAAUUUUUAAGUUGUCAAAUGUAUUGAAAGCGAAAGAAAGUAUUUAAAUUAAUUUACUGAACAGUUUCUUUUUUUUUUUUUUUGUACCAUUAUAUUUAUAUGAACAACAAAUACAAUGGCAUUCACAGAUGUUA
This is a messenger RNA of Biomphalaria glabrata, 10185 nucleotides long. RefSeq names its product monocarboxylate transporter 9-like. The transcript has 5 exons. Gene Ontology annotation, molecular function: monocarboxylic acid transmembrane transporter activity. Bases 2275 to 3879 code for a protein of 534 amino acids. NCBI's taxonomy places the organism in Eukaryota, Metazoa, Mollusca, Gastropoda, Planorbidae. Gene Ontology annotation, biological process: transmembrane transport; monocarboxylic acid transport. The record is from RefSeq and is a predicted model, not a curated record.